ACCAGUUACCUGUUUACAUACUGCUGUACUAAUUAGUAUGUUAAAAUAGUACACACGUGAGUCCAACUUUGGUUUAUUAGCUUGUUGGGUAAAAGUUCAGAGUUUAUUCUGACAACCCGUUUGGACAGUAGGUGAAAUUUCAUUAUUGAUCAGGACAUGGCUGAAAAAUUGGAUGUUGUAGUAGUAGGCUCCUGUAUGACUGAUCUGGUCAGCCAGACUUCUCGACUGCCCAAAGCUGGAGAGACAAUACACGGACACAAGUUCUUUAUCGGCUUCGGUGGCAAAGGAGCAAACCAGUGCGUCCAGGCUGCUCGCCUCGGAGCCAAGACUGCGAUGGUGUGCAAGGUCGGAAAAGAUUUUUUCGGGAGCAGCUACAUUCAGAAUUUCAAAGACCACUCUGUAUGCACAGCUUUUGUGACUCAGACGGCUGAAGCAAUGACCGGAGCUGCCUCCAUCAUCGUAAACGAUGCAGGUGAGAACACCAUAGUGAUUGUAGCAGGUGCCAACAUGCUGCUGGGGGAAGAGGAGCUGGAGAAGGCACGCUCUGCCCUGGCUAAAGCUAAAGUGCUGCUCUGCCAACUGGAGAUCAGCUCACACAUGUCACUUCAGGCCCUGAGAAUAGCCCGACAAAGCAAUGUGAAGACCGUCUUUAACCCUGCCCCUGCUAUUCCAGACCUCCACUCUGACUUUUACAAGGAAUCAGACGUUUUCUGCUGCAAUGAAUCUGAGGCUGAGUUGCUAACGGGGGCUCAUGUAGCGUCAGUGGAUGACGCAGGACAUGCAGGUCUGGAGCUGCUGAACCGAGGUUGUGCUGCAGUCAUCAUCACAUUGGGCUCACAAGGCUGUGUGGUGCUGCAGGCCUCAAACCCCAAUCCCAAACACAUCCCUACAACUAAAGUCACCCCAGUGGACACUACGGGUGCAGGAGACAGCUUCCUGGGUGCACUGGCCUUCUACAUGGCCCAAUAUCCGUCUAUGCCUCUGGAGGAGAUGAGCAGGAGAGCAAACCUGGUAGCUGCAGUGUCUGUACAGAGCGACGGCACUCAAACAUCUUAUCCGUUCAAGAAGGAUCUGGCAACAGAACUGUUUCUGGAAGAAUAAUCUCUUACCUCAAACAUAGCACUAACAGAAUUGCUGUAUAUAAAUUUAUACCACAGCACUCUGUAAUUCUCAAAUCUGAUUGGUCAGAAAGUGGGCAAUAUUUAGGGAAUGACUAUUUAUCUAUAAUAAUAAAUGAUUUACAGGGACUCUUGUGUGUUCCACAGCAUUACAUCUAACAAUAAACUGGUAAAACGUU
This is a messenger RNA of Tachysurus vachellii, 1297 nucleotides long. RefSeq names its product ribokinase (gene rbks). The record is from RefSeq and is a predicted model, not a curated record. Gene Ontology annotation, molecular function: ribokinase activity. Gene Ontology annotation, biological process: D-ribose metabolic process. Lineage: Eukaryota; Metazoa; Chordata; Actinopteri; Siluriformes; Bagridae. The transcript has 9 exons. The coding region runs from base 157 to 1101 and encodes 314 amino acids.